ACUAAGCCGAAUCAGCACCAAGCUGACACACUGUUAGCGAGUCGACAUUAGUCGACACAGGGCUGGCUCCCCUCAUAAUCCGGGCGAGGUUCAGCUUCGCAUAUCGGACUUAUCCCAGGCAGUUGGCGAGUAACCUCGAUUGUGAAAAGGUGUGAGUGUGGGCUGAGGGAGACUCUUGUGUUUACAUAUUCUGUGUAUCGUUAACCGUGUGCUUUAUUGAUACUGAACUCGACAGUGAUUUUAACUUUAUUACUACUAAAUAUUGUAGUAAUAAAGCAGUUGAAAAUAGAUACUGGUCUCAACUCCUGUAGACCAUGGAGGUUAACUUUGCCCGGCUUUUGCCUCACGCCCAUGUUCAUACCCUAUAAUUCACGACCUGAGGAAUAUUCGUCGGCUUCAGUAGCGAGGGCAAAAUAGAGAGAAAAAAGAAGGAUGCAGAAAUAUCGGCUGAUGAAGACGGAUACCACCGAUGACGAAUCUGUCAUGGUUAAGUCUCACUCAAGAAGUUCCUCGGAAUCCUUAAAAUACGCGAAAGGACAGUCUCAAAGGUCGCACAGAGACUCACCCAUGUUCAGAUCGUACAAUUCACUUUCAUCGGGGUACUCUUCACUUAGUUCUCGCUCGUCAGCAUCAUCUAAUAUCACGCUCCUGACGUCGACCUCAGAUGAUUGCCAAGAGUCACCGUUGGUACGAAAUAGCUCAGCUUUAUCGUUGAGUACCAGCAGCUUAGUGCCCUUGUCGAAAGCGAAAGGAACUUUGUCGUCGCCGACUUCACCGACGUCUCUCGAAUCGGCGAUCAUCGGGCUGGCGAAGACAGCCAUAGCUCCAUCGAAGGUCCUUGCUGACCCCUUGGAGCAGCUCGUCGAACAGCGAAACGUGCUCAUGUCUGAGCUUAUUAAAACUGUAGGAAGCAGAAGGGCAAAUAAUUUGUUCGUGAACCACGCUCAGCAGUGGCACUACCUGCUGGUGUACGCCGAGAAAGACACUGCCCUUGGCACUAAGCUGCGGAAGAUACUGGAGGGGUACGAAUAUAUUACUGUGGCAGGGCCAUGGGAGGUUCAGCUGGGCGACCAAAGACUCGACGUGUGGCAGAAACUCCUUGAAUCCUCGACGAUGGUCCUCGUGCUGCUGUCCCGCGCCCUCCUCCGGGACGAGGUCCUGGGGAUCUGCUUCCCGGGGACUCUCAUCAGCAGGAAUUCGGUGGUGCCGCUGUUCGUGGAGCCGCUCGAUGAGGAGGAGAUCACGCCCGUUCUCAAGCCCAUCGUCCACCGGUCUGGCGAAAAGAUCUACGGCCACGACUGGAACGCCAAGUCCUGCAUCCAGGCACUCCACAAGUCCUACAUGCCUGACGUCCACUACGGCCGCGAGGUGUUCCUCCUGAAGCAGUUACUUGAGGAAAUUAAAAGUGAUGUCAAUUAUGUUUGCAAAUGUAGAAAGUGUUGACUUAUUUGUGUGUGUGUAAUUUUUGACAGUUGUCUUACAUCUUGAUGAAAGGUAGCCAGCCCCAAGCCGAAUAUAAACCAUGACUAGUGUUUUCUUAUUGUAGAUUGGUGUGAAGCUUCUUUCUCAAUAAAAAAAAGAAAAAAAGAAAAAGAAAACAAAAAUAUUUGAAAUACAUCAAUGCACUAUUAAGUUAGUCAUAUCCAAAGAUUUGUUAUAGCUAUCACUCUAAAAUGAUGUACGCUUUUGUUUAAAAGAUGGCAUUCCAGAGCCUUUACUUUAUAUUAAGUAAAGUGAAGAGUUGGUUUACCUUUAUUUGUAGGUCUUCCGAAACAAAAUAAAUUGAGAAAAAUAUUUUUUGUCAGUUAUGUAACAUUCUUGCAAUGCAGCUGAGGCAAUGUAGCAAGAUAGAAAAAAUAUAUUUUUAUAUACAUUUAA
This is a messenger RNA of Penaeus indicus, 1878 nucleotides long. RefSeq lists its product as uncharacterized. The record is from RefSeq and is a predicted model, not a curated record. NCBI's taxonomy places the organism in Eukaryota, Metazoa, Arthropoda, Malacostraca, Decapoda, Penaeidae. The transcript has 4 exons. The coding region runs from base 433 to 1443 and encodes 336 amino acids.